AAAGAUGAAAUAUUGGGGAAACCAUGAAAGUUGAUAUCUUUACUUAUUUGUCAGCAUAUUUAUCAUAAGUUUUGAUACACAACAUGGCAUCAGAGAUUAAAGUAACACCUUUAGGUGCAGGGCAGGAUGUGGGAAGGAGUUGUAUUUUACUCACCAUUGGUGGGAAGAACAUUAUGUUGGAUUGUGGGAUGCACAUGGGGUUUAAUGACGAACGGAGAUUCCCAGAUUUUACCUACAUCACCAAUGAAGAGAACGACAGAUUGACAGAUCAUUUAGACUGUGUCAUCAUUAGCCAUUUUCAUCUUGACCACUGUGGAGCCUUGCCGUAUAUGUCUGAGAUGGUCGGAUAUGAUGGCCCUAUAUACAUGACUCAUCCAACCAAGGCCAUCUGUCCUAUACUUCUAGAAGACUACAGAAAAAUCACAGUCGAACGAAAAGGAGAAGAAAAUUUCUUUACCUCAGAAAUGAUUAAAAACUGCAUGAAAAAAGUUAUAGCUGUUAAUCUGCAUGAAACUAAACAGGUUGAUGAGGAGCUGGAAAUCAAGGCUUACUAUGCAGGCCAUGUCCUUGGUGCAGCAAUGUUUCAUAUUAAAGUCGGACAACAGUCUGUUGUGUAUACAGGGGACUAUAAUAUGACUCCAGACAGGCAUUUGGGGGCAGCCUGGAUUGACAAAUGCCGCCCUGACCUACUCAUUACUGAAUCAACUUACGCUACAACAAUACGAGAUUCUAAGCGCUGCAGAGAAAGAGAUUUCCUGAAAAAAGUUCAUGACUGUGUGGAAAAAGGUGGAAAGGUCCUGAUACCAGUGUUUGCCCUUGGCAGAGCACAAGAACUGUGUAUUUUACUAGAGAGUUACUGGGAAAGAAUGAACAUAAAAGUUCCCAUUUACUUCUCACUAGGCCUCACAGAAAAGGCCAACCACUACUACAAGAUGUUUAUUACAUGGACAAGUCAGAAAAUUAAGAAAACUUUUGUUCAACGGAAUAUGUUUGAGUUUAAGCACAUCAAGCCCUUUGACAGAGCCUAUAUUGAUAAUCCUGGUCCUAUGGUGGUGUUUGCCACACCAGGAAUGUUACAUGCGGGUCUGUCUCUUCAGAUCUUCAAGAAAUGGGCACCUCAUGAUGUCAACAUGGUAAUAAUGCCUGGAUAUUGUGUAGCUGGAACUGUUGGUCAUAAAAUUCUCAAUGGAGCUCGUAAAUUAGAGCUGGAGAACAAACAAAUGUUGGAUGUGAAGCUGUCUGUACAGUAUAUGUCCUUCAGUGCUCACGCUGAUGCCAAGGGAAUCAUGCAGCUCAUUUCCCAGUGUGAGCCCAGAAAUGUCAUGCUUGUCCAUGGAGAGGCUGCCAAGAUGGACUUCUUAAAAAACAAAAUCCAGCAGGAAUUCGGUAUUGAUUGCUUCAAACCAGCUAAUGGGGAGACUGUCACCAUAGAAACAAUGCAUAAUAUUCAUGUGGACAUUCCACUCUCUUUAUUAAAGAGGGAAGCAUCAAAAACAGGACUGCUUCCCCCAGAUGCUAAAAGACCCAGAGUUUUACAUGGAGCCUUAGUCAUGAGGGGAAAUAGGCUGCAGAUCAUUGACCCGAGUCAGGCCCUGAAGGAGAUGGGGGUGGAGGAGCACCACCUGAGGUUUACCUCCACCAUCUCCAUAGAGGAAGACGGACCCGCUAACAAGGCCGCAGAGAAAAUCUACCAGCUAGUCAAGAGAAAGCUGAAGGAUUUUUCCAUCCAUUAUUCCUCGGAUGGCUCUAUAUCUAUAUCCGAAUCCGUCCUGAUCCAGGUGUCUGGUGACGAAGACGAGACAAAGUCUGUCCUUGUGUCCUGGUCUCACCAGGAUGAAGAUAUUGGGAGUUUCCUUCUUCAGCUGUUGAGGGAGGACCCUUCACUGGUUCAGGCAGUAUGAGUACAGAUGAUAUCUUGUUGUAGAUGAUGUGGUAUAGAGAGAUUAUCUUCUUUGAUUGAGCUCAGAUAAGCAGUGAAUUUUAAGGUGACUGUGUGUAACUGUUGAUUGUUAAUGAACGAAUAGAUCCAGAGAUGAGCAGAGCAUUGACUUGUUGGACUCUGAACCCUUUUGAUUUAUAUCAACGUUAACAACCAUUCAUAGUUGUCAUGAUGCUCUGUGAAGGAGAAUAAUCUCAAAGUGUGAUGAAACCAAACACUGAGACUUAAUCCUAUGAUAAUUAGACAGCACGAGUGUCAUAUUAAUAUGACCUACCCAAGGAUUAAGAGUGCAUAUCAAAUAUUUCAUCACAAGAUACAAACAUAUUGAUUAGCAGACUAAAGUGCAUGAAAAUGUUUAUUAGUUGUAUCAGCAAGCAAACACGGUGCCAUUUUAAUGAUGCACAAACUGCCAUAAACUUGGAGUAUGUUUGUGAUGAACAAAUAAAGGAUAGAAAUAAUGAUGUCAACACGUGUGAUAGAUAGUGAAUAAUAAAAAUAUAUUUACCAGCUUUGUACCUGAUCAGAAGUGCUACAUAAUGAGUUUGAUCAGCUGUUGUUUUCAUGUGGAAGGUAUUUUUCAUGUAGAAGAGAUAAAAUAUUUGUGUAAUAAGAUCAGAUGAAUCAUACAUCAUCACAUACUUCUAAUGAUAUUUGUUUUUAUGGAGAAAUAAGCCUUUAUCACACAGGUCAUCUGUAUUUACUUGUAAGGAGUUAAUCCUCUGCUGCCUUCACCUGAUGUGAUAAUAAAAACCAAUGAUUUAAAAAAAAAACGUUUUAGUGGGGAAAAGUUACAUAUUUUUUCUUAUUUUCUUGUUAUUAGCUGUGCAAAUGAGAAAAGUAUUACUUUAGUGCAGUAAAAAGACAAACUAGCUUUGGAUAUGUCUAAAAGCUGUUCAGGAUGAAGAACUUAGUUAAACUAAAAUUUUAACACAU
Saccostrea cuccullata (small rock oyster) is the source of this 2872-nucleotide messenger RNA. Its product is annotated as integrator complex subunit 11-like. The record is from RefSeq and is a predicted model, not a curated record. Gene Ontology annotation, cellular component: nucleus. The transcript is spliced from 18 exons. Bases 84 to 1901 code for a protein of 605 amino acids. Gene Ontology annotation, biological process: snRNA processing. Lineage: Eukaryota; Metazoa; Mollusca; Bivalvia; Ostreida; Ostreidae. Gene Ontology annotation, molecular function: RNA endonuclease activity.